Messenger RNA from Lodderomyces jiufengensis, 1368 nucleotides. Its product is annotated as fructose-2,6-bisphosphatase. Gene Ontology annotation, biological process: fructose 2,6-bisphosphate metabolic process; fructose metabolic process. Gene Ontology annotation, molecular function: ATP binding; 6-phosphofructo-2-kinase activity; fructose-2,6-bisphosphate 2-phosphatase activity. Gene Ontology annotation, cellular component: cytosol. NCBI's taxonomy places the organism in Eukaryota, Fungi, Ascomycota, Pichiomycetes, Serinales, Debaryomycetaceae. The record is from RefSeq and is a predicted model, not a curated record. The coding region runs from base 1 to 1368 and encodes 455 amino acids. The transcript has a single exon.
AUGCCAGUCUAUUCAAUAUCGCAUGUCGAAAAUGUUAGAGUCUGUGUUGUAAUGGUUGGAUUACCAGCUCGUGGUAAAUCACUUAUUUCACAAAAAAUUGUACGAUAUUUAUCUUGGUUAUCAAUAAAAUCAAAAUGUUUUAAUGUUGGAAAUUAUAGGAGAGAGAUAGCAAAAGAUGCAACUAUAAAUGCAGACUUUUUUGACCCAAAUAAUAAAGAAGGUUUACUGUACCGAAAGAAAGCAAUCGACUCCGCUAUAAUAGAUAUGAUGACAUGGUUUGUUGAAGAAAACGGAGUUGUUGGAAUAUUAGAUGCAACUAAUUCAACAAGAGAAAGGAGAGAUAUGAUAUUAAAAAUAUGCCGUGAGAAUCAUAUUGAGCCAAUGUUUAUAGAAAGUUGGUGUGAUGAUAAAGAUUUAAUAUUACAAAAUAUAUUGGAUGUUAAAACAACUUCACCGGAUUAUAUCAAGAGACCAAACGAGUUUGCAACGUCAGAUUUUUUAAAAAGAAUAGAAUUAUAUGAAUCAGUAUAUGAAACCAUGGACACCACGAAAGAUUCAACUAAAACAUUUGUUAAAUUAGUAAAUGUAAAUUCUCAAAUUAUAUUAAAUAGAAUUGAAACUUAUUUAGAAUCAAGGAUUGUUUAUUAUGUUAUGAAUUUACAUAUAAAACCAAGAAGUAUAUGGCUAUCAAGACAUGGAGAAUCUGAGUUUAAUUUAACUGGUCAAAUAGGUGGUGAUGCAAAUUUAUCAGAAAGAGGUUGGAGAUAUGCUAAAAAAUUACCAGAAUUAGUAUUGAAAUCAUUAGGAGAAGAAAAUAAACAUACAAAUUUAACCGUGUGGACAUCAACAUUGAAAAGAACUCAACAAACUGCGUCAUUUUUACCUUACAAGAAAUUACAAUGGAAAGCAUUAGAUGAAUUAGAUGCUGGUGAAUGUGAUGGAAUGACUUAUGAAGAAAUUGAAGUUGCAUUUCCAGAAGAUUUCAAAGCAAGAGAUGAUAAUAAAUACGAAUACAGAUAUAGAGGAGGAGAAUCUUAUCGUGAUAUUGUUGUUAGAUUAGAACCAAUUAUAAUGGAAUUAGAAAGACAAGAAAAUAUUUUAAUUAUAACUCAUCAAGCAGUAUUACGUUGUCUUUAUGCAUAUUUUAUGAAUGUACCACAAGAGGAAAGUCCUUGGAUGUCAAUACCUUUACAUACUUUAAUUAAAUUAGAACCAAGAGCUUAUUCUACUUUAGUAAGUAGAAUUAAAGCUGAUAUUCCAGCUGUAAGCACCUACAAGGAAAAAGGAACUUCACAAUUAGGAGAAGCUAAAACUGGAGAACUGAUUUUUAAAAGUAGAGAUUUAAUUAAUAGUAGUGAUGUUGUAUAA